AUAAAAUUAACCGACUCAUUGACAGUACUGUCAUUUCAAAAUUGUCAGAAAAUGUUCAAAACAACAAGAACUAGACUCAGAAAAACCCUUUUAAUCGUGUACAGAAGGUACCAGGACAAAUUAUUACUAAAAGUGUUGUCUUCAAGACCAUUUUGGUACUUGGCUUUAGGUCUGUUGAUUGGUAGUUGUGUGUUCUACUAUCAAUACAGGCCUGGUAUUCCUGAACGCGUCAGUAAUGUAAUUCACACACCUCAAAUCUUACCACGUUUACACAAUUUGGAAAAACUGCAAAGCAAAUGUUAUAACUCUUCCGUAGCCGACAGUUUGCGUAAGCAAAUUCGAAUCGUUUGUGCUGUCGUACUUAAAUCUGUCAAAGAGGAGGUGAUCAACAGUACUUGGGCCAAACGGUGCGACAAAGUGGCCUUUUUUAACAAUUGUAACAACUGCACAUUCCUCCAACAAGCAUUUUAUUUUAAUCUGAUUGUAGUCGUUCCUGUUGUGGGCUUGAAAACGCCCGAAGGACGUGAAAACUUGUGGGGUAAAAGCAGGGAGGCUCUGAAAUACUUGUAUGAUAAUUAUUUGACGGAAUACGACUGGUUCAUGAAGGCAGACGAUGAUACUUAUGUAAUUAUGGAGAAUUUGCGUUAUUUGCUCAGAGAUAAAGACCCAACUGAUGCUAUUUAUUUUGGCUGUAAAUACAAGUCAUUUGUUAAACAAGGUUAUAUGAGUGGAGGUGCUGGUUAUGUGAUGAGUCGCGAAGCUUUAAAAAGAUUUGUUGAGGUGGGUUUGGAGAUGAAACCGGUACAUUGUAAGAAGAAUGAAGUUUUGGGUAAUGAGGAUGUGGAAGUAGGAAGAUGUUUAGAGGCAUCUGGUGUAAAAGCGGGUGAUUCUAGAGAUAAACAAGGAAGGAUAAGGUUUUUCGGCUUGUACAUGGAGGAGAUAAUGAGUAUGUCCGCUGGCUCCGGGUGGUACAGUCAGUACCAGUUCUACUAUCGACAACAAGGUUUAGAGAGUCUAUCUGAUUAUCCAGUGGCGUUGCAUUACGUCACUCCUGUGCAGAUGUACUUUUUGGAGUACAUGUUAUACCACGCAAGAGCUUACGGAUUGUAUCCGGUGGAUGAUGCUUAAGUUGAAUGGGGAAUGUGAACGUUGCGAAUUCUUUGCCGGGAAAUGUCAAGGUUUUGUUACCAGAGAGAAUCUAUAACAUCCUGUAUCUGCGCAAAAUUUAUUUAUGUUUGAAUUCGGCAUACUGAAAUUUAUGUUUGAUUUAAGUAUUUGCAUAUAUUUGCUAAUUUACAGAUGCAUCAGAUUAUAAUUAUUGAUGCACAUUAACAUUAACAUGUUGUUAACAAAUAUUCUAUGUUAAUUAUAGAAGAUUGCGAAUUGCAAAAUUUUUAAUAAUAAUAUAGAUUAUAAUCUAUAGAAUAUAAUCUGGUUAUUUAUCUUAUACUUUAUAUAAUAUUUAUUUUUAAGUUAUACAAGAAUAAAAAAUGUAAAAGAAAACAUUAUAUUUUUUUAUUUUUAUUUUGA
Molecule: messenger RNA, 1530 nt
Organism: Aethina tumida (small hive beetle)
Lineage: Eukaryota; Metazoa; Arthropoda; Insecta; Coleoptera; Nitidulidae
Product: glycoprotein-N-acetylgalactosamine 3-beta-galactosyltransferase 1
Exons: 4
Coding region: 52-1128 (358 amino acids)
Cellular component (GO): membrane
Molecular function (GO): N-acetylgalactosaminide beta-1,3-galactosyltransferase activity
Source: RefSeq, a predicted model, not a curated record